AUGUGGAAGUGGUUCGAGCCAACCGGCUGCGCCAGCCCACCUUCCUCAAGAUCAAAAAAAUCAAAAACUACCAAAAGCCCAUGGAGACAGACCUGGUCUACAUUGAGCGAUCUCCAUAACUACUGCGAAGAAGAUAGCGCCACCGGUAGUGUGGGGACUCAAGGGCGGCUGUGUAACCGUACCUCUCCACAUGUGGACGGCUGCGAUCUUAUGUGUUGCGGCAGAGGGUACAAUACCCACCAGUACACCAAAGUUUGGCAGUGCAACUGUAAAUUUCACUGGUGCUGUUUCGUCAAGUGCAACACGUGCAGUGAAAGGACAGAGGUUUUCACCUGCAAGUAA
Messenger RNA from Staurois parvus, 342 nucleotides. NCBI's taxonomy places the organism in Eukaryota, Metazoa, Chordata, Amphibia, Anura, Ranidae. The record is from the annotation of a GenBank genome assembly.